AUGGUGGCAGCUCCACCACUCUCCAAAGCUGAAUAUCUGAAGCGUUACUUGUCUGGGGCACAUGCUGCCAGGAAGGAAGAGUCCCUUCGGAAGAGGUACAAAAAAGGACAAAAGCCGGGAGGCACCACUGGCAAUGGAUUGCGGAUUAUUGAUGAUGAUGUGGGCUGGGCAGUUAUCUCUACUGCUAAGCCGGAAAAGGAGGAAGAAGAGGAUGGAGAUUUGCCUGUGGUGGCUGAGUUUGUGGAUGAGCAUCCAGAAGAGGUAAAGCAGAUGGAGGCCUUCUACUCCAGUGCCAAAUGGAAGCUCCGGGGAGACCACAGUGGAGAUGGAUAUUUCCAUCAUGAUGAACGAGAUCCAACUUCUCCUAGGAGGUCCCGUCAUGACACCCCAGAUCCAUCUCCUCCCAGGAGGUCCCGUCAUGACACCCCCGAUCCAAUUCCUUCCAGGAGGGCUUGUCGUGACACCCCAGAUCCAUCUCCUCCCAGGAUGGCCCAUCAUUAUACCCCAGAUCCCUUUCCCCCAAGGAGAUUCCGUCAUGACUCCGACACCUCUCCUCCUAAAAGGCUCUGCCAUGACUCACAUGCUUCUCUCCUCAGGAAGCCUUCAGGUGUAUCCCCUAGGAGAGGCUAUCCUGGUUCCUCGGGUGUCUCUCCCCCCAGAAGGGUCCAUAACCACUCUCCUGACACAGCCACACAUAGGAGGACUUUUGACACUUCAGACCCACAGCCUCUCAGGAGGGCCCGUCAUGACACCCCAGAUCCAUCUCCUCCCAGGAGGGCCCGUCAUGACUCCCCAGAUCCAUCUCCUCUCAGGAGGGCCCGUCAUUACUCCCCGGAUUUGGAGCUGCCCAGAACUAAGAGUAGUAAAGCUGCACCCUCCAGCAAGACUGUACUUCAGAGGGGGCUGGGACCCUCUCACUUGUCACUCUCCAAGGUCAGCAAGUGUGGGCAGGACUCUGAUGACCUUUCUCAGCGGAAAUGGCAGCGCUCCUCAGGUGUCUGCCAAAAAGCCUCUGAUUCAGAUCUUUGUCCUCCAUGGCAAACACAAACUCCAGGACACCAGGAUUCUGCCUCAGAUCUGUCACUGCCACGGAAGAGACAGAGGCGCCGGAGCUCUGACUCUGACCUCUCUCCACCCCGGAGAAGACAGAGGACCAAAUCUUCUGAUUCGGAUCUCUCUCCUCCUCGAAGGAGUCCCCAUCCCGGGAGGAAGACUGCACGCAUGUAUUCUGGAGCAAAAUCUGGGCUGGUGCCCGAUGUCCAGCGGGAGCAGCAGGAACGCCAAAAACAGGACCGAGACAACACAGCCCUUGGAGCUCAGUUUGAAUUCACUGAAACUGUAUUUCGAGACAAGUCUGGUCAGAAGAGGAAUUUGAAGCUGGAACGCCUGGAGCAGAGGAGAAAAGCAGAGAAGGACUCAGACAGAGAUGAGCUCUAUGCCCAGUGGGGCAAAGGGCUUGCUCAGAGCCGGCAACAGCAGCAGAAUGUAGAGGAUGCCAUGAAGGAGAUGCAGAAGCCUCUGGCCCGCUGUGUCGAUGAUGAAGAUCUGGAUCAGAUGCUGAGAGAACAAGAAAGAGUGGGGGACCUGAUGGCCGACUUCAUUAAGAAGAAUAAGGCUGAGGAGAACAAGCACAAGAAAGCGAGGCCUCGCUGUAAUAGUCCUGCACCUCCUCCCAAUAGAUUCAGUAUCUGGCCUGGCUACCACUGGGGUGGAGUGGACAGAUCCAAUGGCUUCGAACAGAAGCGCUUUGCCUGGCUCGCCAGCAAGAAGGCUGGGGAGGAGCUUGCCUACAAGUGGAGUGUGGAGGACAUGUAGCUUCUCCGAGGCUGUGCGGUGCUGUGGUGGUGGUGGUCCAGGACAGCCCGACAUCCAGCUCUAAUGCUUGUCUUGCUAGACACAGACCAGCAACUCGCGGUCAGUUCUGCCCUUUGGACUAGGCACCUACCCUU
Molecule: messenger RNA, 1949 nt
Organism: Microtus oregoni (creeping vole)
Lineage: Eukaryota; Metazoa; Chordata; Mammalia; Rodentia; Cricetidae
Product: BUD13 homolog
Biological process (GO): mRNA splicing, via spliceosome
Cellular component (GO): U2-type spliceosomal complex; RES complex
Molecular function (GO): RNA binding
Source: RefSeq, a predicted model, not a curated record